Molecule: messenger RNA, 1539 nt
Organism: Trypanosoma conorhini
Lineage: Eukaryota; Euglenozoa; Kinetoplastea; Trypanosomatida; Trypanosomatidae
Exons: 1
Coding region: 1-1539 (512 amino acids)
Source: RefSeq, a predicted model, not a curated record
AUGCCCUCCGCGGCGUCGCAUCCCCCGUUUAAGUCCGCUGCGUUUCGCCACGGUGUGUUGGGCGGCACCACACCGACCGCGACGGGCAGCGGCCAGGACGUCGACGACGACGACGGUGGCGUGCGGCGGCCUUUCAUCGCGAUUGCGCCUCCAGCCGCGCCCUCAGCGCCAGCGGUGCAGCGAAGCAGAGGGUGGCGCACUUACCCCAGCGUGCCCUUUUACGCCAUGAUGCAAGGCCUGCAGCUGGUGAUGAACGUGGCCGCGCCCGGGGAGGGCGCCGCGGAAGAUUUGAAUGACGCCGAACUUCUCAACAGGCUUCCGAAGCUGCAGGCACUGAUACAGGAUGCUGUCACAAAAUAUGGCAGUACGUAUUACCUAACUUCUCUGCAGUCAAGCUGUAACCCUCUUCUUUAUCCUGCAGAAGCUUCCCGCCGGCACACCGGGGCGUCUACGCUUGCCUCGGCCGUGGCAACCACCGAGUUGGACUACUGGGCGUACCUUCAAGCGCUACAGGAUGUUUUUUACCGCUUCACUGAGCUGCGUGAUCGCUGCUGCUCCGUGUCCGCGCAAGAGGCGUGCACACAUCACGUGUUCUUUGUGCGCCUCACAGACCACCCUCGGCUGAAGGAUUUAAUGGCGAUGCUGGCCGUUGAGCAUGCUCGCCUUUGCCUUUGCCUCUGUGCCUCUUCAAGGGUGACGCAGCAAUACUUUACGCAGCGUGCGCAGGAUGUGGGAGUGGAGCUGGAGUGGGUGUUGGGAUCCGCGUUGGUGACUGAGCCAGAGAGGUUGACAAUGACGGAGGUCAACCCCGUCUUUGCCCUCUGGGACGUGUUUGUGAACCUGCCGCUGCACACCACCUCGCCGACUCACGAGGUGAGUGAUGCGGUGGCAGCGAUGCCGUCCCCCGACGGCGUCGUCGCCGAGCGUUUCAUGCGAAACGUCAGUGUGACACUUGUUUCCUCGCUGCGCUUCGCCGGCAGUGCGUGGAGCGCCCCUGCGCUGCGGCUGUGCGAGGUGGGGCUGCUCUCGGAGGGCGGCCGGCGCCGACUUGUCUGGUCGUUGGUGGCGACCCCGUGCAUUGUGCUGCCGCAGCUUGUGCUGGGCCUCGUGCGGCACCUCGUCGAGGAGAGCCCCGUCGAGCACUUUGAGCUGCGCUUCACCCACGAACGUGCCGCAGGGGCCGGGGUGGAGACGGCGGGGGCCGCCGGCCGCGGCGUCGCGUACGUGACGGGGGCUAGUCGCGGGGUGGUGCAGCGGAAGAGUGCCUCCUCCACCAGCGGCAGUAGCCUGCGUGCGUUUAGCCGCCUCAGUGCAGAGGCGUGGCUCUCAGACGAUGACCGCCGGCAUUACGGCCUUCUGCUGGAAGAUGACCCGGUGCCACUGGAGUGCGAGUUCACGCUGGAGGCGCUGCGCUACUGCCGGCAGCUGAGCCCCGCCGGCCCCGCGACGGACGAGGAGUUGAUCCACCCGCAGCGCUGGGGCUGCGGCUUCCAGAUGGAAAACAACGUGGUGUGCGUCCUGGCCGAUGAAGAGGAGUGA